Camelina sativa (false flax) is the source of this 563-nucleotide messenger RNA. Its product is annotated as putative lipid-transfer protein DIR1. Gene Ontology annotation, molecular function: fatty acid binding. NCBI's taxonomy places the organism in Eukaryota, Viridiplantae, Streptophyta, Magnoliopsida, Brassicales, Brassicaceae. The record is from RefSeq and is a predicted model, not a curated record. Gene Ontology annotation, biological process: systemic acquired resistance.
AGUUAACAAAUUUAAGGGUUCCAUGGUAUUAGUCAAGAGAGAGGUAGACAAAGAGAGAAUGGAAAAGAAUAAUACCAGAUCCUUUCUGAAAUUUGCAGCUCUUGCAAUAGUUUUGGCUGCCUUGGUAUUGAUGGAAAAGCCUACGAGCAUUCCAGCAUGUAACAUCAACGCAAAUUAUUUGGAGAAUUGCCGUCCAGCCGUCACUGGAGACAACCCGCCGUCUCCAAGCAAAGAAUGCUGUCUAGUCCUCCAAGCAGCCAAUCUGGAAUGCAUCUGCAGAUCCAAGUCUUACCUCCCCGUUUUAGGGGUAUACCCGUCUAAAGUACAGGAUCUUCUGAGCAAAUGUGGCGUUACAACAAUCCCUACAGCUUGCCAAGCUUCAAAGAACUGAGUUGGAGAUAGACCGUCUGAAUUUGCUUGAUCUUGUCCUGCAACUGAUCUGAAGUCUCUUAUUUACAAUAUAUCUUUAAAGUUCUGAUCCGAAUAAAUCACAGACUUGCAAUGAUCUUCAAUCACUUUAUGUAUAUAGAAGAACCAUAUACAUUAACGAAAACGUUGAAAUA